Messenger RNA from Caenorhabditis angaria, 1749 nucleotides. The record is from the annotation of a GenBank genome assembly. NCBI's taxonomy places the organism in Eukaryota, Metazoa, Nematoda, Chromadorea, Rhabditida, Rhabditidae.
AUGUUCCGUGGAGUUUUGAAAUUAAGUAGGUUUACAUUAUAGUCAUUGAUGAUCAUCGGAGAAAUGAUGAUUUCAAAAAGAUGACAUCGAUAAAGUAUAAAAAUAAAAUACAUUGCAUUCUAAAACCAUCACUCAAAACUAUAUUUUAGCUGUCAACGAUAAUACUCCAAAUAUGUCAGACGAUCAAUUGAAGAACUUCAAAAAUCAAAACCCUGAGCCACCAGUUUUAACAACAUCAAAUGGAGCUCCAAUUUAUACAAAGACGGCAGUUUUGACUGCUGGAAGAAGAGGUCCAAUGUUGAUGUCAGAUGUUGUUUAUAUGGAUGAAAUGGCACAUUUUGAUAGAGAAAGAAUUCCGGAAAGAGUUGUACAUGCAAAAGGAGCUGGAGCACAUGGAUAUUUUGAAGUUACACAUGAUAUUACAAAAUAUACCACGGCUGAAUUAUUUAACAAAAUUGGAAAACAGACACCUUUAUUGGUUCGAUUUUCGACUGUUGGAGGAGAAAAUGGAUCUGCUGAUACAGUAAGAGAUCCACGUGGAUUUGCUGUCAAAUUUUAUACCGAAGAAGGAAACUGGGAUUUGGUUGGAAAUAAUACUCCAAUCUUUUUCAUUCGUGAUCCAAUUCAUUUCCCAAAUUUUAUUCAUACUCAAAAAAGAAAUCCUCAAACUCAUCUCAAAGAUCCAAAUGCUAUGUUUGAUUUCUGGAUUCAUAGACCAGAAGCUAUUCAUCAAGUUAUGUUUUUGUUUAGUGAUCGCGGACUUCCAGAUGGUUAUAGACAUAUGAAUGGAUAUGGAUCGCAUACAUUCAAAUUGGUCAACAAAGAUGGAAAAGCUGUAUACACUAAAUUCCAUUUUAAGGUUUGUGAUUUCAAGUAGAUCUCGACAUUUUUUAAAACAAAUUUCAGCCUGAACAAGGAGUAAAAAAUCUAACAGUUUCCGAAGCUGGACGCUUGGCUUCGGAAGAUCCAGAUUAUGCAAUCCGUGAUUUGUUCAAUGCAAUUGAGAAAAAAGAAUAUCCGACAUGGAAAUUGUAUAUUCAAGUUAUGACAUUUGAAGAAGCUGAGAAAUGGGAAUUCAAUCCAUUCGAUGUUACAAAAGUUUGGCCACAUAAAGAUUAUCCAUUGAUUGAAGUUGGAAAAAUGGUUUUGAAUAAAAACGCUCGGAAUUAUUUUGCAGAGGUAAACAUUUUUUGGUUAUCACUCACAACAAUAGAAUGUUUUUAGAUCGAACAAUCCGCUUUCUGUCCAGCUCACGUGGUUCCAGGAAUCGAAUUCUCCCCAGAUAAAAUGCUUCAAGGUCGUAUUUUCUCAUACACUGAUACACAUUUCCAUAGACUUGGUCCAAACUACAUUCAAUUACCAGUUAAUUGUCCAUAUCGUGCACGUGCUCAUAAUACUCAAAGAGAUGGUGUUAUGAGUUAUCACAAUCAAGAACAAGCUCCAAACUAUUUCCCAAAUAGUUUCAAUGGUUAUCGAACUCGUCCAGAUGUCAAAGAUUCAGUGUUUGAAGCAACUGGAGAUGUUGAUAGAUAUGAAACUGGAGAUGAUCACAAUUAUGAACAACCAAGAGAAUUCUGGGAGAAAAUAUUGAGUGAAGACGAAAGAGAUCGUUUGUGUGAGAACUUGGCCGGUGCUUUGAAUCCAUGCUACGAACCAAUUAAAGAAGGAAUGAUCAAGAUUUUCAACAAUGUACAUCCAAAUUUUGGAAGUCAAGUUCGUCAUUUGUUGUGUAAAAAUGGCAAACAUUAA